GUCAGUCCUAAAAAUAACAGACCGACAGGCAGUCCUCCCCAGUGACUUAGCAAACAUUUGCCAUGUUGCCCGCUCCAUGUUGAUCUAAGCCCCGGUAACCAUACGUGUUUUAAUCGAAGGAUGAACCCUCCUUUCCACUGGGUCCACGUUGGGUAACCGCUGACGCGCGGAUAGAAGAGUUCCCGUUUGCACUUUGGAAUAGGACUGAUCAUGGUGCGCAAUGUGGAUGAUCUGGACUACUGCCUGUCCUCCCAUCCUCAGAGCAUCCUGGAAGGCUUGCGUUCGCUCUGUUCACAACCCAAACUUGUGGACGUGACGCUGAGCGCCGGGGGAAGGGACUUCCCCUGCCACCGAGGGGUUCUGGCCCUCUGCAGCAUGUACUUCCGCUCUAUGUUCUCAGGGGACUUCGUGGAGAGCAUAGCUGCUCGCGUGGAGCUUCAGGACGUGGAUCCUGACAUCCUCGGCUGCUUGCUUGACUUUGCCUACACGGGCAAGCUGACAAUAAACCAGAGCAACGUGGAGGGCUUGAUCUGUACCUCCAGCCAACUGCAGUUUCAGACGGUGCGGGCCGUGUGCAGCCGAUACCUGCAGCAUCAGAUCGAUGCGAGCAACUGCCUGGGAAUCCUGGAGUUCGGAGAGAUCCACGGCUGCCCUGAGGUGGUCGCCAAAGCGUGGGCCUUCCUCCUCGAGAACUUUGAGGCUGUACAACAGGGCGAGGAGUUUCUGCUUUCGGGAAAACCUCGGCUGACGGCUUGCUUGUCCGACGAAGGACUGAAAAUCCGCUCGGAGAGCACACGUGUGGAGGCGAUCCUCAAAUGGGUCGGGCAUCAAAAAGAGUCUCGACUGUGCCACCUUCCUGAACUCUUGGGCUUGUCCCGUCUGUCUCUGCUCAGCCUGAACUACCUGACUGACACCCUGCUGAAGGACAGUUUGGUCCAGGCCUCUCCUGGCUGCAGGGAGGCCAUCGAAGAAGUUUGCAGAGAGAAGCAAGAUUUGACACCUGAAUAUUCUGAAAGAUUAAGCUCUCACAGUCCACAACUAAACUUGCAAGAAGUGCUGUUUGUGAUGGGAGGACGAUCGCUUGAUGAUGAGGAAGAUGAUGACUCAGACGAGGACGAAGACACAGACCCAAGACUUGAAAGACUGCCCUCCAAGAACUGUGCCUUCUACAACACAACGACAAAAAAGUGGCACGAGCUGCCUAACUUUCCAAAUCCCAACAAGUGGGGUUAUGCUAUGGUGUCCCUUAACAAUGACGUUUAUGUUACAGGGGGCUCACGAGGUUCAAACACCAACUCCUGGUCGACCACAGAGACCUGGAAGUACAUCACAAGAGAGGGAAGAUGGGUUACCGUGGCACCAAUGCUCCGGCCCCGGACUAACCACACAUCGGCAACACUUAAUGGCGAGCUUUAUGUAAUUGGAGGUACAACAUCGGCUACGGUUGAGGUUGAGCAUUACGACCCCUACAGUGACACCUGGACCUUGACGUGUCCUGCUUUAAAAUACGUGACUAACUUUACGGCCACCGCUUGUUUUGGAAAGCUGUAUGUGAUCGGAUCGUGUGCAGUGAAGUACAACGCACUGACCAUGCAGUGUUACAACCCUGUCAUAGAUGCCUGGAUCAGUAUAGGGUCACCAUUCAUCCCGAAGUAUUUGUCCGCUCCUCGUUCGGUCUGUGUGGAUGGGAUUAUAUACCUGGUGGCUGACAACACAAAGAAAGUCUACUCGUAUGAUCCUGAGGCAAACAUGUGGCAAAAGGUCCAGCUUCUUCACAUGCUCCAUGAGAACGGUGGCCUGGUAUCCCUGGAUGGGAGGCUGUAUGUCACGGGCGGCCACUGGAAAGGAAUGGAGGGGGACUAUGGGGUGGAGGUGGAGGUUUACAACCGAACAUCCAACACCUGGGAUCUGGAAUGUUUUCUCCCAAGACUUUGGUUUUACAGUGGAGUAUGCACUAUAUUCCUCGACCCAUCCCAGUGGCCUGAGCUUCCGCCCAUAGAGUAGACUCCAAUGCCUUGGAGGCCUGAAUUGUUUCACUUUUGGAGUCAGCGAUUUCACACAGACAUAUGACAUAUGCCUCCUACAGUAUGACUAUUGUUGGAGGACAUAAUAUUAUGUCAAUCCCAGGAUGUCAUUUGUGCCAAGAAUAGUGUGUUACAUGAUGCCCGGGUAUUCUUAAUGCAUUAAGACAUGCUGAGGGCUCAACAGGUGUUCAUCCAAUUGUGUCAUGUUUUUCAGAGCUGAACUCUUGAUUUAUGGGUGCUAGUGAAUCAUCAAAUCUUUGCCUAAAUUGCUUCCAGGCAACUCCGAUGUUUAUUAAUUAUCAUGACUCGUAUUUGUUGCUUCAAAUGAACAGUUCUACAAUUAAAAGGCAUUAAUGAAGAAAUGUU
Fundulus heteroclitus (mummichog) is the source of this 2390-nucleotide messenger RNA. It is a transcript of the gene klhl30, whose product is annotated as kelch-like family member 30. Lineage: Eukaryota; Metazoa; Chordata; Actinopteri; Cyprinodontiformes; Fundulidae. The record is from RefSeq and is a predicted model, not a curated record. Gene Ontology annotation, molecular function: protein binding. The transcript has 8 exons. The coding region runs from base 211 to 2004 and encodes 597 amino acids.